AUGUCAACGCGACACGAACGAUUUCGGGCCGCGGGCCCUAGAAUGGCGACUCUAUCUCAUGCCAUUACUACAACGGCCGUAUCUUCAGGCGAAGAGCAUGCGCGAAUUGUUCUGAACUUGGGCGAGCCUCAUCGUCCCGCGAUACUUAUGACUUCGAGUGGGUCCUCUUCAGGGAUUCCAUCUUCCACAGGUACGGACUCAGGUUACGCGUCUAUGACUAAUGGGAGUCCGAGAAGCUUCUACAAAGGAUCUAUUGAAGGGAUCGCUAUUCCAGGAAGCAAGUUAUGGUCCCAGAAAGUCAAGCUCAAAGUGUUCUCCAAGCCACUGUCAGAGGCAGCGGAGAACCGUUUCGCAGACUUAAUGGAAUUCAUCCCCAAAGGUCUCGAGGAAUACAUAUCAAGAGCACGACUCGCAGUCAAACCUUAUUCAAUCAUUCUAAAGGUUCUAGGAGAAGACGAGGCUACUGCGAAACCUUGGAUCUUUAUACAAUGUGACAAGGCUCUGACUAGGAAGACCAAACAAUUCUUCAAGCAAGACCAUAUCAAAUCCGAAUAUCAUCCGACUUCGAACGACGAACUCCAGCCACCAUUUCGGGUCUUCUUGUGUGAACGACCUCCGAGGAAAAUAGCAGCAACAGACACAGUUGAUGUUUACGCCAAAUCUCACUUCGGGCUGGCAUCAUCUUCUGCUUUCAAAGUCAUAGAUCCCAGUGGAAGCUCAAGGAUUGGCACACUUGGAGGUCUGAUCAAGAUCACAGCAGGAGACGGCAACUUCAAUCUUUUUGGAAUGACGGCUGGGCACAUCUUUGCAAGUGAUGACUUCUUGGACGACGAAUCUGAACUAUACGAGUCGACGGAUGAAGACACUGAUGAGGAUGAAAAUUCUUCAACAGACGACGAAGAGGUUGUUGAGUUAGAUCUUGGAUCUCUCGGCGAUGGUGAAUAUAUUUCGAGCCAGGACGAGAAGAUCGAGACGGGUACGGGGCUCGAAGAUGAUGAUAUGCCUACGCUCUCUUGGACAAAAAUGGGACGGCUUCAGGAUAUGUCAGCCAAUACCAUCGACAAUGGGAUGAAUUUGGACUGGGCUCUAAUCACCAUUGAUGACCUUCUGCUAUACCGUGGCAUAACUGAUACUGAUCCCAUCCACAAAAUGCAGGAGAAUGCAGAGCUCAAAGAACCACUCGAAUUGCCAAAUCAACGUCGUUCCAGCCAGGCCGUCACUCUCUGCGGUGGCACCAGCGGCACCAAGGAGGGCAUACUCUCUGCUUCAUGGUCAUAUCUUCAACUCUCGCCUGGGAAGGCUUUGGUCAGGACAUAUACCCUUACUUUAUCAGAUCAUACAGAAUUGCGAGACGGUGACUGCGGGGCAUGGGUUGUAGAUAAAACGACCCAUGAGCUUUACGGACAUGUUGUUGCAUCAGGCGUAUUUGGAGAGGCCUAUGUCGUACCACUUGAUUGUUCGUUUGAGAAUAUACGACUUCAAUUAGGAGCUAAAUCUGUUUGCCUUCCACAACCGCAAGAGGUAAUACUCUGGCUUCAACGAGUCAUUGAGACCAGAGAGAGGAUUCGAGAGCGAUCUCCAUCACCAUGGCGCGUCGUUAGGCGGGAAGGACGCCCACCGUCACCACCACAGGUCGACAGAGUUCGUAUUCACAACAUUCACCGAGAGGAAGUCGGACAACCAAGUCUAGAACACUCGCCAUCACCACCUAUUCGCGCUCCUCCCAUCCACCAGGAAAUCAUCACCCAUCACCUACACAUCGAUCAUGGCUUUGAACGUGCUCCUGUCCCGGCCCCGCCCCCACCACCUCAUCGCACAGAGCCUCGGACAAAGGAAACAGACAUCAAUAUCUAUACCUCUCGGAAUAAUACUGAAGUCGAUAUUACUCGGAAGGAAACACAAUUGCCUGCACCUUGGCCUAGCAUCUUGACCCGCCGCGACACUUUUUAUGAUGAUUCUGUAAUAUAUGAGCAAGAGCAAGACAAAUUACGUGUCCGAGACACCCGACUUAAUGUUGAUCGACGUAGCAGUCUAAGUGCACGACCCGAGCAAAGGGAGGAAGAAAAUGUUCGAAUUGAUGUCAGAGAAUCUGGUCGUGAUCUUGGCACAGACGAGGAAGAAGCGGCUUACUACGAACGAAAAGCAAAUGAGCGGGCAUUUAUCGGAGAGGCAUACGAUGGUGCUACAAAGCACUGGACUAUUGUCGAUGUGCCACCUGGAACUGAGCGUGUGCAGAUGGAUGGCAUUGGUGGUGGCGUCCAAGAUAUUACAUGGCAGAAGUAUUACGGUGUCCGCAGAAGCAGAUUCCUCCCCGAACGCGAGCGCGAGAGAGACCGAGUUGAGGAGAAGGUAGAGAUUCGAGAGAACACAAGACCAAGCGAAUCUUCUACUAAUCUAGAAACCGACAUCUCGAGAGGGCCAAGACGGGAGAAGGAACCCGUUUAUGAGGGAUAUGAGGAGAGAAUCGAGGAGACUAGCAAUCUUCAAAUUUUAUUUCCUCAAGCUCCGCCAAAACAGAGAAUAGGAGACCUCUGGACUGAAAUCACCAAGGACCUGGUUACGCGGGAAGCUAUCGAGGAGCUUGGAUAUAAUUACGAGGAGACGGAAUUCUUCUUCUAUAUACUACAGUAUCUUCAAUACGAGGACGUUGUCGAACUAGUACAACUCUCCGAAGGAAUCCGCCGCGAGCGUGGCUAUCGUAUCCGAGAAAUUCAUCGCUUCCGAGAAAUCGAGAACGAGCGCAAGAAACUGGAACGUAGAGAACGCGAACGAGACGAUUAUAUAAACGAACAAAUUAUUAAAUAA
Venustampulla echinocandica is the source of this 2805-nucleotide messenger RNA. RefSeq lists its product as uncharacterized. The transcript has 4 exons. NCBI's taxonomy places the organism in Eukaryota, Fungi, Ascomycota, Leotiomycetes, Helotiales, Pleuroascaceae. The record is from RefSeq and is a predicted model, not a curated record. The coding region runs from base 1 to 2805 and encodes 934 amino acids.